CUCGGCCUCAGCACACAGGGUAGCAGGUGCAGUGGACUUGGAGCAGAACACCUCAAAGGAAAGGAAACGACAUGGCUUCUAUCAAGGUGGUGCUGGCUGUGUGCUGUCUGUUGGCGGCUACUUCUGUCCGCGCGGCGCUGCUGCCCUCUGGCAACACGGGCUUCAGCCGAGGCAGCACCACCGGAGGCGGCAACGGCUACGGCGGCGCUGCGCCCCCAGCCGGCGGCUUCGGCGGACCCAGCGGCGGUGACAAUGGCGCUCCGCAGCCGUACAACUUCCAGUACGAGGUUCGCGACCCGGAGAGCGGCAACGACUACAGCCAGCAGGAGAGCAGCGACGGGCAGACGGUGACGGGCCAGUUCCAGGUGCUGCUGCCCGACGGCCGCAACCAGAUCGUGCGCUAUUCGGCCAGCGACGCCACCGGCUUCGUGGCCGACGUGCAGUACGACGGCGGCAGCCCCGGACGAGCCGGCGCUAUAACUCCCACGAGAACGCACGCGACCAUAAUACAACAUGAGGCGUCGCGCGAUGGUAAUCUCCGCUUUCUCCGCGGCGCGCCGCCGUGCUUUCCCGUCUGCAAACACCGGCCGCCGGGUCCGCCCCCGCAGCUGUCGGCGCCUUGUGCAAGACGCGGGCAUCCGGAAGCUGCGGGCACGGGCCGCUUCGUUAACAGAGCUCUGCAGAUUGCCGCGGGCCCGCCGACACCAUUAGACCGGCUUAGCAGGUGCUAA
Molecule: messenger RNA, 731 nt
Organism: Schistocerca nitens (vagrant locust)
Lineage: Eukaryota; Metazoa; Arthropoda; Insecta; Orthoptera; Acrididae
Product: pro-resilin-like
Exons: 4
Coding region: 72-731 (219 amino acids)
Cellular component (GO): extracellular matrix
Source: RefSeq, a predicted model, not a curated record